CUUUAAAAAACUGAUUCACGACUCGGACAUAACAGAUUAACAGCCACCAGCCGGAAAGUAAACAGACAGACGGAAAUGGAAGAAGCCGGCGGCAGCGAGCCGACUACGAUUACAGUGAAUGUGCAAGUUGCGGGAAGCUCGAUUCCAUUGAAUAUCUCCGCCGACUCUACGGUCGAAGAGCUCAAGUAUCGCCUUCAGCCGCUGACUAAUGUCCUCCCUGGCGACCAAAAACUCAUCUCGAAAGGGAAAAUUCUUGUUGACGAGAUGACACUUGGGUCCUCCGAAGUUGACGAUGGCUCGAACAUCACGCUCUUAGCAUCCCCAGCGCACUGUAUUCCCAUCUUACGGAAGCUGAUUAAAGAGUGGAAGCUUACACGAAUGAUAGUGUUAUCGCAUUGUUAUCUGAAGGCCAUCCCUGAUGCAGUAUUGGAAUUUGGAAACUCUGCACUAUAUCUUGAUCUGGAUGGUAACACCAUAAAAGAAGUACCUGCCAGAAUUAGUCAUUUAAGUUCUAUUAUGGUCCUGUAUCUUAAUGCCAAUGUCAUUGAGGACCAAUACUUAAGCUGGGAAGGGAUACAGUCUUUGAAAUCUUUGAUAGUUCUUUCUUUGAAUGACAACAGGUUGACAAUCUUACCUUCCAACCUGGGCGCAUUGACAAGAUUGAGGCAGCUUCAUAUUUCAGAUAACGAGUUGACCUCUCUCCCAAUCGAAAUUGGCCUUUUAACAAAACUUGAGGUUUUGAAUGCCCACAGUAACAGGUUAAGCACCAUUCCGACUAGCAUAAGUGGGUGUGCUGCUCUUGAAUACGUUAAUAUUUCAUAUAAUCUUCUGACUGAGUUACUUGAUACCCUUGGCAAGCUAAAGAACUUGAAGGAAUUGCUUCUCGGUGACAAUAGGCUCACAUCUCUUCCCACUACUAUAUUCAGCCAUUGUAAUAAACUCUACUCAUUGGAUCUCCAUGGUACUGGACUAACGCUUGAUUAUGUCCGGCAGCUCGAUGGGUGGAAUGAAUUUGAAAAGAAAGAAAAUAGUAAGAUAGAUUAACAGCCACCGGCCGGAAAGUAAACAGACAGACGGAAAUGGAAGACGAAGGCGGCAGCGAGCCGACUAGGAUUACAGUGAAAGUGAGAGUGGCGGGAAGCUGGAUUCUAUUCAAUGUCUCCCCCGACUCUACGGUCAAAGACCUCAAGUCUGUCCUUCAGCAGCUCACUAAUGUCCUCCCUGGCGACCAAAAACUCAUCUCUAAAGGGAAAAUUCUUGUUGACGAGAUGACAUUUAGGACCUCCGAAGUUGACGAUGGCUCGAAGAUCAUGCUCAUACCACCCGAGGUUCUACAAUUUUCACUAGAGGACUAUGUCCGUUCCAAAUUACAGGAACAUAUUGAAAUAUGGAAGUCUACAGGAGUGGUACUGUUAUCUAAGUCUAAUCUGAAGGCCAUCCCUGAUGCAGUAUGGGAAUGUGGAAGUUCUGUAAAAUUUCUUGAUCUGAGUGGUAACUCCUUAGAAGAAGUUCCUGCAAGAAUUAGCCAUUUAAGUUCUCUUCAUAAUCUCCAUCUUACUGCAAAUGGAAUUGAGGACACAAAUUUAAGCUGGGAAGGGAUAGAGUCUUUGAAGUCCUUGAGAGCUCUAUCUUUGGAUGAGAAUAGGUUAACAAUCUUACCUUCCAGCCUGGGCGUAUUGACAAACUUGAAGCAGCUUUAUAUUGCAAAUAACCAGUUGACUUCUCUCCCGAUCGAAAUUGGCCUUUUAAAAGAACUUGAGCGUUUGGAGGCCAACAAUAACAGGUUAAGCACAAUUCCGGCUAGCAUAUGUCGGUGUGCUUCUCUUCUUACUAUUGAUAUUUCAUCUAAUCUUCUGACUGAGUUACCUGAUACCCUUAGCAAGCUGAAGAACUUGAAGGAAUUGCAUCUCAGAAACAAUGGGGGGCUCACAUCUCUUCCCACUACCAUAUUCAGACUUUGUAACCAACUCUCCAUACUGGAUGUCGAUGGUACUGAAAUAACAACUGAUUAUCUCCGUCAGCUAGAUGGGUGGAAUGAAUUUGAUGAGAAAGUGAGGUUAAAUCGUCAAAGGCAACAGGCUUUCAGAGAAGAACCUGGAUAUACGAGUGAUAGGUCAGAGUGAGAAAAACUGAAGAGUGUAUAUGGCUGGCUCCAAAGAUUUUUUGUUCCAAAGAAUUCACAUUUUGGACAUUGUAGUCAGAAACGAUUCAAGCAUUGUUCAUAGUAGUUAGAUACGGUUAAAUCAUGGUGUAUUUCAUACAUAGUAUGCUCUUUCUCAAACAGAAUCCAUCCGUUACAGAUGUUCAUCUUUCUCUCUAUGUUUCUUUAUCUGGUUUAUGC
Messenger RNA from Cuscuta epithymum, 2341 nucleotides. The record is from the annotation of a GenBank genome assembly. Lineage: Eukaryota; Viridiplantae; Streptophyta; Magnoliopsida; Solanales; Convolvulaceae.